Messenger RNA from Cooperia oncophora, 375 nucleotides. NCBI's taxonomy places the organism in Eukaryota, Metazoa, Nematoda, Chromadorea, Rhabditida, Trichostrongylidae. The record is from the annotation of a GenBank genome assembly.
AUGAGUGAGGUUCUCGGGCAUCCAGUUUUCUCAAGCUGGCAAUGGUACGCACGACUGGAAGCGUUCAAGGAUUUCAAAAACGUACCUUUGAAUAAAUCCAGCACCGAGUCCUUCGAGGACUUCGACCGGUGUAUGGGAGCAAUAAACGAUGAGCACUGGACGUUGCAUGUGAGCCGCUGCCUUACACCACAUGUUUGCUUCAGUCGUUUGAAGAGAGAUGUCGACUGCGUAGCGGUACGAGCUGAGUAUGAUUUCUUCCGAUCUGGCUACGGUUACUUCCUACAGACGACCAACGUCACCAUUACUUCGUCGGAUCCCAACUGUGAAGCACCGGUUCCCCAAAUCGUUGCUGGAAAUCACUAUUUCGCUCCUUGA